Scaptodrosophila lebanonensis is the source of this 1060-nucleotide messenger RNA. RefSeq lists its product as uncharacterized. Lineage: Eukaryota; Metazoa; Arthropoda; Insecta; Diptera; Drosophilidae. The transcript is spliced from 3 exons. The coding region runs from base 1 to 1059 and encodes 352 amino acids. The record is from RefSeq and is a predicted model, not a curated record.
AUGCAUGCCACAAUUCUGAAGAACAGUCUCCAAUGUUGUCUGCUGUUGGCGCUCACCACACUCGCAAUAUCAGAAGCAGAUGCUGACAGAUCAGCAGAUAAUGCCGCGCCAUUCAGCGAUCAGCAUCUCAAUACACUCGCUGAUGAACUGGCCGCGGAAACGGGAUCGGACUCAGCGGCAGAAACACCACACAUACGCAAAAAACGUCUUGUUUGGAUCACCGAUGAUGGACGACUGGCAUUGCCGCCGGGCACUUCAUUGACUUUGACGCCAACUAUAGCACUCCCAUUGGUCAGACAUCCGCCCGAGGGUUUCUUCUCCAAUAUCACCAUAAGUUUUCCCGUCACAAUUGACUUUGACAAAUUGGGCCUGACGGAUAACCAGAAUCCUCUGGGCGAUCUGCCGCCAAUCUUUGCCCGCUCCUUUGGUCACGGUGCCGGUCACAUGCUGGGUGAAUAUGUAGCUCGAUAUUUGCACGUCCAGCGCCGGAAACGAGAUCUGAGCGCUCAGAGGAGCAGCAGCUUCGAAAAGCCGGCUUUUGUCGUGCAUGAAGACCCACAAUAUCCUGAGCUGCCAGCUGGCUUUAAGCAUAUCUUCCACGGUGGCGAAAGAGUGCUCCUCUAUGGCGUGGUCGAGGACUUCCUAGCUACCUUCGGCAUGGAUGGCAAGGCGUGUCUGUUGCGCACGAUAUGUGAGAUGCACUCGCGUAGUUUGGAAAAAUUUGGCGUGUUCGGAGAGAUGACAAAGCUGUUCCUCACAGUCACGAAGUCGCCCUUUGCUGACCUACUGCCUGAAUAUGUGAGAGCGCAGCAGGUGGGCGAGGGACGUCAGGCACCGGGCGAGUGUUUUCCCUACUACAAGGCCUGCCCCAAGAGCAUAUUCAAGGCUUUGGCUAACAAAUACCGAAAUCCUACAGCAGCAACAACAAGAACAACCACAACUACGGCAAGACCGUCGGGCGAAUAUUAUGAACAGGAAGCAUUGGAGCUGCCUAGCAGUCAGGAGCACUUGAGCAGAAAUGCGUUGCCCAUGGAGCGGGAAACAAGAGUUGUAAUGUAAC